This is a messenger RNA of Didymodactylos carnosus, 1239 nucleotides long. The record is from the annotation of a GenBank genome assembly. NCBI's taxonomy places the organism in Eukaryota, Metazoa, Rotifera, Eurotatoria, Philodinida, Philodinidae.
AUGUUUAUGACAGUGCUACUCCUCGUUCUUAGUGUACAGUUUAUAGUGACCGAAGGGGAUGGGUCGUCAAAAUGUGCUCCUAAUGAGUGCCUCUCGCAAUAUGGUUAUUGUGGAACAAAUUCCACUUAUUGCGGUGAAGGAUGCAAAGGUGGUCCAUGUACCAAUUCGAAAACAACGGUAGCUCCAGCAUCGAAAUGUGCUCCUAAUGAGUGCCUCUCGCAAUAUGGUUAUUGUGGAACAAAUUCCACUUAUUGCGGUGAAGGAUGCAAAGGAGGACCGUGCUUAUCUGGUAGUUCAAAUACGGCCGCACCUCCAACACCGGGAACUUCCGCCACAGUCUCGUCUGUAUUCGAUGAAAACGUGUUCAAAUGUAUUUUUUCCGAGCUGGACUCAGCAACAUUAACUAAACGGUUUGAUGGACUGAAGACAGCUGCAUCAAAAAUGAAAUGGACACCCGCGGAUGAUAAACAAGAAAUAGCUGCGUUUCUUGCUCAUGUCUCGCAUGAAACAGACGGUCUUAAAACUUACAUCGAAUACUGUAAAUCACAAGGUACAUGUGAUAAUUAUCAAAAGUCGCCAGGGUGUUCGGUACAAGCAAAACCUGGAAAACAAUAUUUUGGUCGCGGGUGGCUCCAGCUGUCGUAUCCUUGCAAUUACGAGGCGUGUGGAAAAGCAAUUGGUUUAGAUUUACUAUCCGAUCCCGAUCUAGUGAAUAGUAGUGAUGAAGUGGCAGCCCAAACCGGAAUUUGGUUUUGGCAGUCAAAUGGACUUGGACCGUUAGCAGUUGCCGAUAAAUUCGGCGAAACCACUAAGAAAUUGAACGUUUACGAGUAUAUUAUGACAGAUAAAAUUUCUAUUGCGAAAAAAUAUUUUGAAUUAUCAAAUGAACAUAAAUUAAAUGAUAUAUUUGAAUUAUUUGAUGAAAAUGCAACAUAUGAAACACAAUAUUUAAAUAAAACAGAAUUUAAUGGUUUAAAUGAAAUAAAACAAAUGAUGAAGACAUUUUUUAAUGAAACAGUACCGGAUGUACAAUGGUUUGUGGAAUCGGAUUUUAAAAUUGAUACGAUUAAUUUUAAUAGUAAUUUGAUAAAAAAUUAUCAUUUGGGUGAUGCCGUUGUCGCUGAUUUUAAACGUUUAUCAAAACAAAACGAAGAAUUUAAUGAUAAACAUGGUAGACAAUGGGUCUGUGUAAAUGAUUUAGGAAAAAUUUAUCAUAUGAAAGUCAUAACAAAUCAAUAG